CGCCUGAGAAUCGCAUCAGUUUAUUGGUUGCUCGUAGACAAGUUGGACGUUUAGAGAAGAAAAAAACGAAAUAAAAACGAAACAAAAUGAAACUUUUGUUUGUCGUCGUGCUGGCCAGUGCCCUGAUUUUGGAUCAUCAUUCAAGCGAAGCGCAAAACAUCUUCUCCAAUUUCUUGAAUUUCUUCAGCAAUUUGAGCAAUUUCCAGCGCGUCAAUCGACUGCAGUCUUCGAUAACGACGAAAUCAACGCCAGCCGACGCUCCUACAGUCCAUUCUAUCGAGACGUCGAUAUCCACAUUAACGGAGACGAUGACGAUGAUGGAAACUCUAACGACGACCGAAGUUUUGUCCGUCUCCGUCGCUCCCAUCACUUUCACCGAGUACAACGUGGAGACGGUGAGAUCGACGUUAACCGAACUAGCGCAAGAGACGGUGAUGGUGACGCUGCCCGCCCUGACCGACACCAUCACAUCGACCAUGACGGAGCUAGUGACAUCUAUCGUCAAAGAAAUGGAAACAACGACAGAGACGGUGCAGAUCGAGCCUACGACAGUCAUCGUGACGGAGGUAUCCACCACAUCCAUCACGGUCAACCAAGUUCCAAUCACGAUGACGGAAGUGAUCCGCGAAACGGAAACGACUGUGUCGACGAUGACAGUCACAGAGUCUUACACGGAAAUCGUUCGUUCCACCGAAAUCUCGUCUGUCCCUUUGCCCGCCGUUACGGAAACGCUGACGACUACGCUGCCCGUCGAGACCAGCACGAUCACGUUGUCCAGCACGAUCACGUUGCCAGCUGAGACCGUUUCAAUUACAAUGCCGGUUGAAAAUGUUGUAGUUACUUUACCUGUUGAGACGGUGUCUGUUACGCUGCCCGUUGAGAUCAGUACGAUUACCGUGUCCAGCACGAUCACUCUGCCCGUUGAGAUCAGCACGGUUACUGUGUCCAGCACCAUCACAAUGCCCGCCGAGACCGUUUCGGCCGCUGCUCCAACCGAAACUGCCCUUCCAGAAAUUGCACCUUCCGUUAAACGUCGUCGCAAUGUUGAAGACAUCCACCUGGAACAAGAAGAAUUGAUACCGUCGGCCGUAACGCUCGUGCCUUACAUCAUCAAACGUUCCAUCGACAUUGAAUCGUCCUUCAUGGAACAGCAGAGCAAACGCUCUCCAAUGAUCAAAAUGGCAUCAUAGUCGCAUACAUUUCAAUUCCUCACUAACAAUAUUUAACUAAAUUCAUUCACAAUUAACCAGUGUACAUCUCAAGACAUUGCAAUGGUUCACUUUUUAAACCAACAUUGCCCGACUCAACGUAUUUAAAUGAUUUCAACUAUUGAAAACAAAACAAAAAAACAAUAUAUAAAAACAUCAUCCAAACGA
Messenger RNA from Daphnia magna, 1376 nucleotides. Its product is annotated as agglutinin-like protein ARB_02240. The transcript is spliced from 2 exons. The record is from RefSeq and is a predicted model, not a curated record. Lineage: Eukaryota; Metazoa; Arthropoda; Branchiopoda; Diplostraca; Daphniidae. Bases 87 to 1190 code for a protein of 367 amino acids.